Dentiscutata heterogama is the source of this 726-nucleotide messenger RNA. NCBI's taxonomy places the organism in Eukaryota, Fungi, Glomeromycota, Glomeromycetes, Diversisporales, Gigasporaceae. The record is from the annotation of a GenBank genome assembly.
AUGGAUAUUAAUUCUCCGCAAGAUGAAUCACAAGAACACUUUGUGGAUAUCCAGAUUUCGUCGAAUGAUGAAAACAAUGACGAUGACCCUAUGUUUGACUUCGAGCAAGAUUUAUAUGAGCAAGCCUUAGUUUUAACAGAACUUGAAAAUGAUCCGUGGAAAGAAUUUAAUGCAGAAGAUAUAUCAGUUUUACAAGAAAUAAACUAUGAGGAAACUGGUGGCGAAUUCAUUAAAGAAAUUCCUUCAGUUAAAGCAAAACCAAUUACAUCAUGUGUUAUAAUAGAUAAUGACCAUAAGGAGAUACGUCGCUGUAAUGAAACCAGUACUAAGAGUGUGAGAGAAUUAAUUGGUGUAUGGGAAAUUGAUAUGGAUGCCGUUAAUGAGGUCGACAUGUGUGGAAAAAGUCCAUUCGUAGAACAGUGGAUGGAAAAGCUUACUCAGAUUUUUAAUCAAUUAAUGGCAUUUUAUCCGACGAAUUUUACCAUGGAUGAUAUAAAUGACGCACUUCAAGAAGCAGUAGAUGAAAAAUGCAAAAUUUCUCAACCAAAUAUUGUUAUCUUGGAGGCUGGACCAGCACCGAAUAGUAACCUUGCAGUUCAUAAAACUUGCGAAAUGUACGUAGAAGAUCUAGAUUUAAAUGAAGGAGAUUCUUUAGAUAUUUAUAUUUCACUAACUCUUCUCGAAUUACGGCGUAUUUCACCUAACUCUUUAGAUGUUGCAUUUUAA